AUGAAGAACAACACGCUACACUGCCGAUUACUUUCGACAUCCAAGAUCAGCGUCGCUUACAACGUAUUUUUAAUCGUAACGCUAACUGUCCUUAAUGUAUUGUUCAUUGCGCGCUUCUACGAAACUGGAUACGUUGGGAGCGACAAAUUCGACCGUUUGAUGGGCUCCAUCGAGGAUUUUCUAGACCUACUUUCCGUCAUUUCAAUAUUAACGACGUACACUCUGCUCCGGAAAAACAUACUCGCGAUGGCCAACAAAAUCAAAGCAGCCGAGAAAUGGUUCAUCAUUUUCGAUUCCAAUGACGAGCACACGAAUGAAAAGCAACAUCGUACCACCAUAAUACUACUGUUGAUGGUGCAAUGGCUUAUUUUCACCUUAAAAUUCGCUACUAUAACGAAUCAAAGGGAAUACAUAUUGUUUUGCGCGUCAAAAUACUUUAGCGACUUGAUAAGUAAAAAUACAUUCACGCAGUACGUCGUUAUGCUGAAACUGAUAAAAAAAUCGUUCGAGAGGGUGAACGAAAAAUUGUCCCGCAUUCUACGUGACUUGUCGACUAGGAAAACUGACGUUCUGCACCACCAGCAAAACAAUGUUGAGCCUACGGUACAAAAAUUAAAUGUUUUGCACAAAAAUCAUCUGUUGCUUUGUGAAAUAUCGAAAGACGUAUCGGAUUUUUAUGCUUACUCGAUGUUUAUCAGUUUAAUCGAUAUAUUCAUCGCGUUGGUUGUAUUGGUUUAUCUGCUCGCAAAGACCAUUGUUUUAGGUGUGAUUAACAUGUCUGCGAUGGAUUACAUCCACGUAAUCGUGUGUUGGUUCAAUUGUGUCGUUGCAUUGCUAUCUUUGACCACAUCUGUUGGGGCUACUGUUUCGGAGAGCAAGAGUACCAGUGGGAUAAUCAAUUCUUGUCUAGUCAAUACAAAUGAUGAAGAGAUAAUUAAAAAGUUAAAUCAGUUCUCCAAUUAUUUGUUGCACGUCGAUUUGAAGUUUACAGUGUUUCACCUUUAUCGGCUCGAUCAAUCGAUUUUACUAUCGAUUUCCGGAUCAAUUACGACGUAUCUAGUCAUACUCUUUCAGUUUCAAGAUGACAAUUGA
Molecule: messenger RNA, 1092 nt
Organism: Copidosoma floridanum
Lineage: Eukaryota; Metazoa; Arthropoda; Insecta; Hymenoptera; Encyrtidae
Biological process (GO): sensory perception of taste; chemosensory behavior; male courtship behavior
Cellular component (GO): axon; neuronal cell body; membrane
Source: RefSeq, a predicted model, not a curated record